This is a messenger RNA of Trifolium pratense (red clover), 1167 nucleotides long. RefSeq names its product cold shock protein 1. The record is from RefSeq and is a predicted model, not a curated record. Gene Ontology annotation, molecular function: nucleic acid binding; zinc ion binding. NCBI's taxonomy places the organism in Eukaryota, Viridiplantae, Streptophyta, Magnoliopsida, Fabales, Fabaceae. The transcript has a single exon. Bases 116 to 961 code for a protein of 281 amino acids.
GGGCUUUUUAUUUAUCGGAAAAAGAAAAUAUAUAAGGACUCAGAAGUGAUUUCUCAGUUAGGAUUCUUUAUUUCUUUCAGUGUUGGUGAUUAGGGUUUCUUUGAGGUUCAAAUCAAUGGCGGAAGAAAGAUUCACCGGUGUGGUUCUAUGGUUCAGCAACAGCAAAGGCUUCGGUUUCAUCAAACCCGAUAACGGUUCCGAUGAUGUCUUCGUUCAUCAAUCUUCCAUCAGAUCCGAUGGAUUCCGCACUCUUGUUGAUGGCGAUCUCGUCGAAUUCUCCAUCGCAUCCAGCGACAACGACAAAACCAAAGCCGUCGAUGUCACUGGUCCUAACGGCGCUCCUCUUGGCGGAGGUGGCGGCGGUCGUGGAUUUAGGGGUGCUGAUAGGCGUAAUGGUGGCGGCGGCGGCGGUGGCUGUUACAACUGUGGUGAUACUGGCCACAUCGCUAGGGAAUGCAACCGGAUCAAUAACUCCGGCGGAGGUGGCGGUGGAAACGCAGGCUGUUAUAACUGCGGUGAAACUGGCCACAUCGCUAGGGAUUGCAACCGGAGCAAUAACUCCGGCGGAGGUGGAGGUGGAGGCCGUGAAUGUUAUACUUGCGGCGCGUUUGGACAUAUCGCUAGGGAUUGCAUGCGUGGAGGCAACAUCGGAGGCGGAAUUGACCGUGGCAGCGGUGGUGGCACUUCAUGCUACAGAUGUGGCGGAUUCGGUCACAUUGCAAGAGAUUGCGCUACUCCAAGCAGCGGAAACAGCAGCGGUGGUUGCUAUAACUGCGGCGAGGUCGGUCACAUUGCUAGGGAUUGCAGCGUUGAAGGCGGAAGAUUUGAUGGCGGUGGCAACGGAAGGUUUGAUGGUGGCAACAGAAGGUAUGGCGGCGGCGGGGAUGGAGGGAAGACCACAUGCUUCAAUUGUGGGAAGCCUGGACAUUUUGCAAGGGAGUGCGUUGAGGCUUCUGUUUGAGGGAAAAAGGUUGAAUAGUACAUAUUCUCUUUUUUGCACAAUUCAACAGAUUUUAACUGAUUAGUAUCUCUUUUGAAUCAUUCUUAUAAUUUUGGGAAGCAACUUUAUACAUAGAUGCUAUGAUGAUUACUAUGGUUUUGGUUGUGUUUUUGACUUAUGAUUACUAGUUCACUGCCAAUUUGGCCUUAUUUUGUGGUUGAUUUACA